Molecule: messenger RNA, 3144 nt
Organism: Prorocentrum cordatum
Lineage: Eukaryota; Dinophyceae; Prorocentrales; Prorocentraceae
Source: the annotation of a GenBank genome assembly
AUGCUACGUAUUCGUCGUAGCUUCGAUGGGGAAAAUCAGUCUGGGGGUAUGAAUCAAUUCUGCAGUCGAUCCUCUACUCGACAUCUACACCAGCACGGGGCCGGUGCUCCUGGCGGUGAACCCGUUCCGGAGCCUGCCCGGCCUCUACAGCCCCGAGACGCUGCGGAGCUUCUUCCCCGCCGGGGGCGGUGCCGCCGCCUCGCAGGGGGCGAAGCGGGCGCCGCCCCACGUCUUCGGCGUGGCCGCGAGGGCGCUCCGGGGCAUCUGCGAGCGCGGCGAGUCGCAGACCGUGUUGAUCAGCGGCGAGAGCGGCGCGGGCAAGACGGAGACCACCAAGUUCGUGAUGCAGUUCCUCGCCCUGGCUGGGGCGGAGGGCGACGCGGGGUCGAGGGGCGGGAACGCCGGCGGCAUGUCCAAGGUCGAGCGGCAGGUCCUGGGCUCCAACCCUCUCCUGGAGGCCUUCGGGAACGCGAAGACCCUGAGGAACGACAACUCGUCCCGCUUCGGCAAGUACAUCGAGCUGCAGUUCGGCGUGGAUCAGCCCGGGUGGUCGGAGAGCGCCCGGCUGGUCGGAGCCCGCAUCAGGACGUACCUCCUCGAGAAGGUGCGCGUGCUCCACCAGCAGGAGGGCGAGCGGACCUUCCACAUCUUCUACCAGGCCCUGGCGGCCGCCAGCUCGCCGACCCGGCUGAUGACGGCGGGCCUGCCUCUCAGCCCCGCGGCUCCGAGCCAGACGCUGGAGAUGAGCAAGGGCGGCCUGGGCCUGCCGCUGGCCGACGCCGAGGGGGACGCCGCUGCGCUGGAGGGCUUCCUGGGGUUCCCCGCGGCGUCCUUCGGCUACCUCGCGAACUCCGCGGGCACCGCGCUGCAGCACUGCGACGAGGCCGAGGAGUUCGAGGCGACGCUGUCGGCGAUGAGGGCCGUAGGCCUCGCCUCGGAGGUGCCGGACGUCCUGGGCAUGGUCGCGGCGGUGCUGCACCUGGGGAACCUGCACUUCACGGAGCCCCACAGCGAGGCCUCCCAGGUCUCGCUGCCGGAGGGCGUGACGGCGGAGGGCCUGCCCUGCGGCAGGGCCCCGCUGCAGGUGGUGUGCUCGCUGCUCGGGGUGGAGGAGGGGGCGCUGUCGGAGGCGCUGUGCUCGAGGACGAUGCAGGCCCCGGGCGAGCAGAGGCUGCUCCGCAUCCCCAACACCACGCAGCGGGCUGCGGACAGCCGCGACGCGCUGGCUCGGCACCUCUACGGCGCGAUCUUCGACCACGUCGUGCGGAGGACGAACGAGUCCAUCUCGGACGGGGCGAGCACGCCACCUUCUGCGGCGUGCUGGACAUCUUCGGCUUCGAGUUCUUCCAGACCAACUCGUUCGAGCAGCUGUGCAUCAACUAUACGAACGAGCUGCUGCAGCAGUACUUCAACGAGUUUAUCUUCGAGAACGAGGCCGCGCUGUACAGGGAGGAGGGCAUCGCGUGGGAGCCGGAGGACUUCCCCGACAACGCGUCCAUCGUCGCGUUGCUGCACGAGCGCGUCAGGGGGGUGCUGCCCAUGCUCGAGGAGGAGUGCUUCAGCAUCGGGGGCAGCUCCGAUCGGUGGGGCAGCAAGCUGAUCAAGGAGCACGAGGGCCACAAAAACUUCUCCAUCAUCAGGAACAAGCAGGGCGUCUUUGUCCUCCAGCAUUUCGCGGGGCCCGUCACGUACACCGUGGACGGCUUCCUGGAGAAGAAUAAGGACGAGCUGUCCACGGACAUCCUGGCGUGCAUGCGAAGCAGCAGGAAGCCCUUCGUGAGCGCCCGCUUCUCGGAGGGCGACCGCGUCUUCGGCUCCGGUCCGCGCCGGGGCGCCGCGGGCGAGGCCGCCGCCGGCGCGCCCCUGGGCUCGCCCCGGGCCCCAGGCGGCGGCGGCGGCGAGAGGGUGCUCCGCGCCAAGAGGUACACCGUGUCGUCUGAGUUCCGGGAGCAGCUGCACGAGCUGCUGGGGCAGAUUCACCAGACGGUGCCGCACUUCGUGCGGUGCAUCAAGCCCAACCCGAAGAACCGGCCGUUCGAGGAGGCGCGGGCCGGCGAGGCGCCACGGCCGCUCUUCAGCCGCGCCCAGGUCGCGGAGCAGCUGAGCUACCAGGGCGUCCUGGAGGCGGUCCGCGUGGCCCGCGCAGGCUACCCCGUGCGCUUCGCGCACGGGGACUUCUACGUGGAGUUCGGCUGCCUGGUCUGCCCGAAGCUGCGCGCCCACCUGGAGGCGGAGGCGCAGGCCGCCGGGGAGUUCACGGCGGCCGCCGUCCAGCAGAUGCUGGAGUCGGGCGAGAUGCAGGCGGCCCUGAGCUCCGGGGCCGAGCCCGCCAGGCGGGGGUGGGCCCUCGGCAGGACGCGCGUCUUCCUGAAGCAGGAGCCCUCCAACGCUCUCCGCGUCGCUCUGGGCCGAGCUCGGCACGCCGCGGCGACGCGGCUGCAGGCUGCGGCGCGCCGCCGCGCCGCGUCGAGGAGGUAUGCGCGCUUCUCGUGGGCGCUGCGGCGGCUGCAGGCCUGCUGGCGCGGGGCCGUGGUCCGAGGCGAGAUGUGGCGCGAGAAGCGCGAGGCGGCCGCGACAUUGCUGGCGGCCGCCGCCCGGACGCUGCGAGCACGGCAGCGGUUCCACACGGCACGUCGGGCGGCGUUGGUGUCCCAGGCCUGGGGACGCAUGCGCUGGUGUCGCAAGCGGUACCUGGCCGACAGGGCCCGCCUGACCCAGCUGCAGCGCUGGUGGCGCUCGCUGCAGAAGCGGCGGCGCUGGCGCAACCUGCAGCAGAACAUGUUGAGGAUACAGCGCUGCUGGCGCGGCUCGCGGGGGCGCCUGCAGGCGCUGGAGCUCAAGGUGCGCAGUCACCGCCUGAAGGUGGCGGUCCGUGCGCUGCUGCGGCUGCGAAGGCGGAGUUUGGCGCAGAGGGAGUGGCGCGCGAAGAUGAUGCAGUUCUACCUGCACAGGGAGCCCGUGCCGGCGCCCUCGCGCGAGCUGGUCCUGAGGGACAUUACCCGGCUGCGUACGGAGUACGAGGCGAUGUACAAGGAGGUGCAGAGUUUCCGCGCCGAGCGGGCGGAGUGGGAGCGUCGGCUGGAGGCCUUGAGGAGCCAGGCGUGGACCCGCGUGCGGGGCAUGUUCACCGCGGAGCCCGCGUGA